This is a messenger RNA of Athalia rosae (coleseed sawfly), 8055 nucleotides long. RefSeq lists its product as uncharacterized. Gene Ontology annotation, molecular function: hydrolase activity, acting on glycosyl bonds. Gene Ontology annotation, cellular component: membrane; extracellular matrix. Lineage: Eukaryota; Metazoa; Arthropoda; Insecta; Hymenoptera; Athaliidae. Bases 1358 to 7825 code for a protein of 2155 amino acids. The record is from RefSeq and is a predicted model, not a curated record. The transcript has 10 exons.
AGAGAAAAAUAAAAACCGCAAAAAAAAUUACAAACCCUUGUAUAAAGUAGCGUGCGUAGUGGCCGAUAUUUGCGGCUAAUCAGAGACAAGAUGAGUUUGUUGUUGACGUAAUAUUAUGAAAUAUUAAUAAUGAUAAUAUUAUAUUGUUGUUAGAUAUCUACGGUAUUACAUUAUAUAUAUAAAUAUAUAUAUUUAAAUAUAUAUAUACAGUACGAUAUAUAUAUAUAUAUUGAUAUAUAAAAGAAUUAGGUAAUCUAGAUUAAGUAUAUAUAUCUAUAUAUAAAAUGAUGACACACGAUUUAAAAGUAGCUAGCGUUGCUUAGGGUGACGCUGCCACAGGUACGCCCCUUGGAACGGUUUUUAUUGUAUCUCGUUAGGAAAAACAAUCAAAAAUUAUUAUCCAGUCAUUUGUUUGGGUCGAUUAAUUUUUUUUACCCUGUGAGCGAACCGAUUCUCGAUCUUUUCCACAAAAUACGUAAAAAUAUAAUUUUAUUUAUAAUAACGAUGAUAAUUCUGAACAUGUUCUAAUGAAUUGCUUGUUAAUCUAUAAGAGAAAAUGAAACCGGUUUCAGGGGCGCAUCACACCGUUAUAGCUCUUAUUAUUAUAUUACUAUUAUGAAUAAUAAUAAAGAAUGAAUAACAAAAAUAUUAUGCAUUCACGUUAUUUAGUUGUUAAGAGUAAACUGAGCAUAAUAACCGCGGGUGAACAAGGAAUGGAAAACAAGUAAUAAAUAAAAAUCAAUCAUACUCCAAAUAUGAGCCUAUAGCAUUUUUCAAAUUUUUUGUAUUCUUACCGCAAUCUGAAUACCAGAUGUUACGAAUCAUUCUGGAUACUAAUUCAAAUCAUAAUAGGGCCGAAGUAAGUAUUCAUUAAUAUACAUGUACACUGCAUAGUACGCAUACGACAAAUGUGGUGAAAUUUGAAUUUAUUUUUUUUUCGAAAUUUUGUGUACGUUGCAAAUAUUUGAAGAAGUGCGUGUACGUGAAAUGUACAUGUGUGAACAACGUGUAUUCGUAGCAAGAAAAUGAUUAGUAGACGAAAAUUGAGGAGGUGAAGCGUACGAAAUAAUGAUCGAAUAUCGUGAUCGAGAAAUCAGUUUAAUAAUUUCCAUCGUUGAGUGCGGAGUUUGAAAAAUUUUCAUUAUCAAUGUUCCAAAUAUCUUUCAAGUUGUACACUUCGAUUCAGUGAUCGUGCGAUGAUAUAAAUAAUAACAAUAAUAAUAAUAAUGCGAGUAUCAACAAUUCUAUUACCUGCAGCGUACAUGUUGUAAGACCGCAAUCGACAGAGAAAUUGGGAGCGUAAAUUUUGAUAUUCAGUGAGCAAAAACAAAAGGACGAACUGGCCGUGAUCGUUAUCAUGCAGUCCGAUAAAAAGUUACCGCUGCUUGUUAUUCUUCUAUUGGAAUUCCUCGUAAACUAUACCACAUCUCAGGAUUCCUUGCAAUUUAACGUGAACACUAAAAAAAUUGUCGCUCAAACGAGCGAGAAAUUUUUGAGCUUCACUUUCGAUCCUGCCGCUCUACUGACGGGAGAUGUUCUCACAUCGAGUACCGAACGGAGCACAAAUAUGGCCAAGGCAUUGGCCCCAGCUUAUGUUCGAAUCGCUGGACCCAAGAGCAACGUCUUCGUCUUCGAACGUUCGUUGUUUCCGCAAAACGGUUACGAAAAUCCAGAUGUAACCUUUUCCGAAGCACAUUGGGUGUUGGUUCAGCAAUGGGCUCAGAGGUCCGGUCUCGAGGUGGUUUCUUGUCUGGCUCCUCAAAGAACGGAAAAUGCUGAUCACGUGGUCACUUGGGAUUCGGGAAACACUAUGGAACUUAUCUCAUUCAGCGAUCACAUGGGCUACAACAUUAGCUGGCAACUGGGAUAUGAAUGUCAGACGCGGUGCGACGUAAGUGGCUAUGAUCUUGGAAAGGAUAUUGCUCGUCUGAGAAAUAUGUUGGGUGCUUUUCCGAGAUAUGCAAACAGCAUCAUAGCUGGACCAGAUUUUGUUAGUAUUAGAGGAAAAGAGCAGUCUCAAUAUAUUCAAGAUUAUCUGAACGCUGCCGGCAAUUCUAUCUCGGUCAUCACUUGGCACCCGAAUUUUGCUGGAGUGGCGCUCGAUUCUGAUGGGGUGGUGCUCCAAACCGACACCUUGGCAUCAGAGAAGGAUUUACUUUUCAAGGCCAUGGGACGCGCAGUCACUAAGAAACCCAUUUGGAUAGCUGAAUCAAAACCGGAACAAUGCAAGCAGCAAUUUCUCGGAGCUUUGGUAUGGGCACGUAGGCUUGGCAGUGCGGCAAAACUUGGUAUUCAGGUUAUUAUGAGGCAACCUGAUGCAACAAAAAUUUUGCAACCCACACCGGACUACUGGGUGUCCAUUUUGCACAAGAUGCUCGUCGGCCGGGAGGUUUUAGAAGCAAAGUUAACGUCGGGUAAUAAAACCCACGUUCAUUUCUUCUGCCAGUGUACAAAAUCGUCGGAAAAAUACGACAAAGGUGCGGUAACAAUUUUCGGGAUCAACUUGACACCGGGAAAAGUUUCUGUUUCCUUGAAAGGACUCAAGAUCAAAGCUUUGCAUAAGUACAUUCUGAUGCCUGGUUACGACGCCGACAACCGGAUGUUCGCCGAAACUGUACUCCUUAAUAACGAACCUUUGAACCUUGUGGAUGGCGAUAAACUUCCGGAAAUUAAACCAACUGUUUCGCUCAUGGGGAAAAGCAUGGCGGUAAAACUUCCAUCCGGAGGAAUUGGAUUCUGGGUGAUACCUGGAGCCAGAGUCAAAGCCUGCAUGGGUCACGAUGAUGAAGCAGUUGAGACUAGUUUGCUGAAGAAAUUAACGAAGAAACUUGAGGAACCGGAAGUUGCAGAUGAAAAUGACGCGAGAGAGGAAGAACAGAGCACAGAAUUCGAAUCGUCGGAGGAUAUAAAAUCGAUUUUGAAAUCGAAGGGGAAAAAGAAGAGGAAAUUCAGGCACAGCGAUGAAGCCGAAGACGAAGAAAAGAGGUUCAAGAAAAUAGACACGAAAAAAGAGUUUGAAAAACUUGAGAAAUUCUUUAAAAGAAAUCACAAUUACGAACAAGACAGGAAAGCCAGACUCAAGGGAAGAACCGGACAUGCGAUUUUCGAUGACGAAAGCAACGAUACCGUAGAGGAUAAAAAAUCAAAUAGCGAUUCCUCGGAAGAAAACGGAGCGCUCGUUCAACUCAAGAACGAAAAUUCUGUAGACUCGGCCGAAAAGAUUCGAUCUAAAAUUGAGGAAUAUAAAAAUAAACUAAUCGAGUAUGAAACCAAGCAAAGAUUUAACGAUGAAUACGAUCAGUUGGAAAAGUCGCGAAAGUUUUCUUCUUGGCAGAAUUCUCCUCGAUACAAAGACGUGAAAACUUCGGUGAAUGACGUAGACACGCAAAAAGCAAUCGAAGCACUCGCGCUAGUCUCGAAAGUGGAAGAGGAAAUUGAAAGAUUUGGAGAACCUCGCGAGAGAAUAAAUCAAGAAGUCAAUGCCAAUGCGAAUGAGAACCCGCUGGAUAAAGUAGCUGUUGAUAUCGGCGAGGAAAUUCUCUUAGAAGAAUUGCAGAGGUCUGAUAAAGCCAAGCGGAUGAUCGACCCUCAAAUAUUAGGAGGACUUUUCAAGUAUUUCGUUGGUAAAACGCCACAGCAACCAGCUGAGACUCCGCAGGCAGAAAUUCCCAGGCCGAAAAGAGACCUGGAAAAAUUAUUCGGAGACGAUCCACUCGGUCUGAGAAAAGAUGGACUAUUCAAAAAACGGCUGAAAACUGAGGAAGCUAAAGAGAGGAGGCUGGAGCGAAGACAUAGAAAAAAAGACCGAGAGGUAAUCGGGCUAAAAAAAGAACUUCCGAUUCCAAAACUCACCGAUAGUGAUGAAAACAAUUUUUACGGUUUCCCCGAGAUGAAACCGAUCGAAAAUUUUCCGAAAGGUGACGUUUUUUUGGCAGAGGGAACUUCGUCGGAGGAAAAAUCUGGAGAUUAUGAUUACGUUCAGGAUGACGACGAUGAUGAAGUAGACACAAAAACGAAAUCAAAUCGUGGCAAACAACGAGCGAAAUCGAAUAACAGAAACCAACACAGUGGAAUAUCUGCAGCGAAUGACGAUGAUACUUGGAUUGAAGAACCAAACUCGAACCUUCAGUAUGCGCCUAAUGAAUUUUUUGAACGAAUAAAUCGUCCACCGGUUGCCAUAAAGAGCCAGUGGAAAGACUACGGGGAAUUAUACGAGCCUGAAUCACUUGUACAAAAAGUACAAAAGGAAGAACAGCAGAAAACUCACGAGAAUGACGCGCCGAUCGACGCUGUAAUUACGAAGGAAGUUCCUGAUGAACGAGCGGAUAAAAAGGCUAAGGAAACUGCGGUAAAAAAGCUCCUCAACUAUUACGACGAAACAGGUGUGAAAAUCGUGCCAAGUCUUGACCGAGAGCAACCGAGAAAGAAGACGAAGAAUAAGAAAAGUGGCUUGGCGAAUGCGAGUCAAAAUAACCGAGAAAUCUUCAAAAGUGAAGAGUCGGAAGGACGUGAUGUUGACCACAGAAUUUUGAACUUGGGAAACGAUUCUGAAGACGAGGAAGAGCCUGGAUCCAUGGAGUUCGUGAAUUCGAAAGAAGAUGAUUACUCCGAGGAAUCUUACGAGGAUAUUGUCAAGGAAGAUGCUAAAGUUGGUGCCAAGAAAAGACCAAAAAGAAAAAUUCCAAAUUUGAAUCACGACGUUUUGAUACCAGAAAUGAUCAGGGAAGACGCUGGAAACAUGAGAGAUUGUAAGUGUAGAGUUAUCAGAAAGACGGGGAAAGUUGACUGCAAAACUUGUAGGAAAAAACAACGACGUUCCAGAGAUCUUACCGAUCAAAUGACCGUGGAAUAUCCCGUUGAAAGUUUUUACCCUGAAACUUCCUCUCCCACCGAAUCUACGACCACCGACCAACCGACGAUGGAAAAUAAGGAAGAAAAUAAAAAAGUGGAGGGUAACGAAACCGAUGACAAGAUCACAACGAUGACGUCACCUGGCCUUGAAGCUGCGGACAACACCGAAUCGAUUGAUUUGAACACUGAAUCUCCAGGUACGACACCGAAUUCCUCCACUGACUAUGACUUUUCUGUAUCCAAAAAGAUAGAUCCAGAAGAACCUGUCCAGAGUCUGGAACCUGAGAAGUUGGAACCUCAGAUCGUUGGGUCAAUUCAGACCGUUGAGUUUGGUGAUUUAUCACCGGUAGUUACCAAUGCUGAAGAAACCAACGUAGCUCAAGCACCUGAACAAAAAGACGAAGUUCGAGUCCUUGAACCGGGAAAUCUAGAUCAAACGUCAAAAAAGGAAGUUGAAAAAAUUGUGAGCAUCAUCGAGGACGAUAACCCGGAAAAAGGUAGUGAAAAUAAUAACACAAAACGGCAUAUACCAGAGUCACCAGAAUCAGAAUCUCAGUCUAGUAAAAAAUUCUCUCUUUCAUCAGGGUUGAAGAUUGGUACAUCCGCCAAGGUCGCUGGAACAUCAGAAGCAAAGUUCAAGGAGAAAUCUGACUUUAAAUUGAAAACGGAUGCUUUGUCGGCGCUGAUAAAGGAGAACGAGGGCAAGAAAGCUGACGUGUUGAAGGCAUUUCAAUCAUCAUCGAAGCUGAAAUCAAUCGAUAACUCGAAAUUUCUAGAGUUUCAGAAAAAACGUGCUGAUAAAUUGGUCGACUUGAAGGAAAAGUUGAGAGAGAGAAAGGCAAAGAUACUUCAGCAGUAUCGACAGGAACUUCUCGAUGCUUUGAGUAAAUGCGACACUGAGGUAGAAAGAAACUUGAAAAGGAGAGAAAUUUGGGAUAAUUUUACCCAGGAAGAUGAAUUCCAGGAUUUUGUUGACAAGGAUAAACUGGCUUAUUUCAUGAUGCAUAGACCUGUUAAUUGUGAUAAAUCCGAACAUAAUCACUACGAAAACAUAGAAGACAAAAGAUACGUUCCGCAAGUUGCGCUGAUCCAAUCGAUCAAAGAACCAAGGGAACGGAAAAUCAUUACUUCGAAUGAUCCUCGAAAUUUUAUUUACGGACCAAAAAUCAUGCGAUUCUCUUCAGCAUCCGAAGAAUCGUCUGAUUCGAGUGAAGAGGAUUCUCAAAAUUCUCGAGAAGAACCUAAUCAGCAAGACGACCCCUACUACGCGAUAGUCGAGAGCCUGGAGAAUCCGAAAAUUUUACACUUGGAUGACUUGCGCGCUGAUGAUUCUACCGGAAUUGACGAAGAGCGAAAUCCAGAUAACGUUCCCGAACGUUACCACAUUCCAGAAUAUGAUUACGAAAUAGAUUACAGUCGUUAUUCGAAAGAUGGUGAUUCUCUUUCGCAGAAAUUACCGAAAAAAUUCAUUGCAAUCGAAAAUGCAAAUUACAAACAUGGUAAACCGGAAAGAAAAAUGUUAGAAAAUCUGGAGAGUUUGGAGAAUUACGGAAGCAAUGGUGAGAAAAUUCAUUCCCUAAUUCCAGCACAUCCUGAAGAAAUUUUGCAUCAUAAGCAAUACCAGGAAUUGAGAAAUUCGGAAGAAUCCAAGUCUUUCGAAGAUAAUCGCGAAAUUCAAGAUCAUCCGCAGAAAAUUGUCUUCAACGUCGGCGGAAGCAAAGACGAUUCCGAAGAAUUUUAUGGGGCUGAAAUCGUCGAAAUUCCGAUUGAAAACGGAUUCAGGAUAUUGCAGAAACUUCAAAGCUCGUCAGAAAAUUGUCAAGGUUGUGAAAAUAGAAAACGAGAAAAACUUGCAAGAGAAUUGGAUGAAUCUCAAGGUUACCAGCAGAAUUAUCAUCUGAGACGAGGACGCCGUUUGAUCCCUGAGGAUCAAGAAAACAUUCCGGAAUAUGAAGUCGCACCUGCCGUCAGAAGAGGGAGGGACUUAAAAAAAAGAGAAACCCGCUCAAACUACAUAUGCGUCAAAGAAGAUUCCACCGAGGAUUCUGACAUAAUCGAUAACCGAAUUUUCAAACUAAUCAAACGAAAAGAUCAUUUCGAAGCUGUUCCCAUAAUGGAACUUUCGGUAGAAGAUUCUGGCACUGGACGAGAAAGAAAAUUGCUACGUAAAGUUUCUAGGAACAAUGAAAAGGCCAGAACCAAGAGAAAGAAGUACAGUACGGAAGCGAAACUCGAAAAUCCAGAUAAUUAUGACGUCUUGAUGUUGAUGCCGGUCAAAACACAGAAGUCCAGACGUUUACGGCGUGACAUCAAUAACAAUAAUAUCGAUCGAUCUAUGAGUAGUGACGAGAUUAACAAAGUUUGGGAUGAUACAGUCGACGUUGAAGAAGCUGAAAAAAGACUGCAGGAUUACAUCGACCCGAAGGAAAAACCGGAGAAAGAUUUUAAGGCGGCUCAAUCGACGCUGAAUGAGCACUUGAUGAAUCUCGGAGAAGAAUUGGACCCUCAGGAAAUCGAGAAGUUUGAAAAAGUAGUUUUGAAUCUCGGAUCACCUGACCAGGAGACGAUAUCCAUCGUAGAGCAAACCGAAGAUGACGGCGACGAAGCAAUUCAACUUCGUGAAUACCUCAACAAAGAAGUUUCGAAGAAAUUGUCGACGACCGAAGUUGUUACUCCGGAACCGACUACGUCUACACCAUCGAUUUUUGAUCUCGCGAUGCCAAAAUUAGAGAAAACAAUAAACGAAGGAAUAGAAAAAGUCGGUAACUUCUCCGAAUCGCUAGAAGAAUUCAUAGGCGAUUUUAACACCAGGUUCAACGGCACUUCGGAAAUCAAAGACAAAGAAUUUGAGACUGACUGUGAACAAACGAAAGAACAAAAUAUUAGCCACAAUAUUUUCCACUCUGCCUUAGAAAAAGUCAGAAGAUUCUUUGAUUUCCUUCAUGGCAUUUCUCUCAUUUUCAACCAAUAUUGAUGUAUCGCGAUGUUAUUUUUCAUUUUUUCUACGUUUUUAUUAUUUUAUUGUCAUUAUAUGAUUGUAAGUCUCAUUUCAAUAUUCGUCUGACCUAAAUUAUUAAAACGUCGUGUAUAUCAAUUACUCGAUGCGCAAGGCCAUGCAUACCGCUGCAAUAUUAUUAGUCGUUACGAUUAUUCUUCAUUAUAUAUCCUAUAAAUUAUGUAAUUAAAAAAAAAAACACAAAAAAA